UUAGCGCUUUGUUUCGUCCAUGGCCGCCGUGCUCUGAGGGGGCAGGGAGGCUUAGAUUCUCGCCACUGGAGCAGGCACUUCCCCAACUCUAUUUUCUAUUCUAUGCCCUUUGCUGGGCUUGGGCGUGGUGUCCAACCUGCCGAGCAGGAAGCAUGAGGGGACACUACCCAGAACCUUUUGCUGAAACUGUCUGAACCAACGACGGAAAUUUUGAACGUGAUGGUGAUGGGGGUGGUGCAUCGGGCUAUGCGGGGGCCCCAUCCGGUCUCAUCGAGGCCACCAGUUCUGGAACCAUGGAGACUCCAUCCCAACUGGGCACCUCCCAGCUCGGCGGGUGGUCGUCUAGUGGGCUGCCCAGGUACCGAAGGAUACAUUCAGGUACUACACCCAGCCUUGUGCGGCAACUCUGUCUAAUUUCGUGUAUCUUUCAGCUGCUCGGGUAGCGUCCAGAGUCAGCAGCGGCGCCAUUCUCCACGAGCCAACGUAGCAGUAGCAGCACUGGUGGUGCUUUCCCUUGUUUUGCCACCCUCAUCCUGCCGUCAGCCUGCAAAGUCCUGCCACCUUGGUCCGUCUCUCUCCUCGGUCGGGCGAAAUUUCAUGGUGCUCAAGUCUGGGAUCGUGUGUAUGCACGACUCCUGAAGCUUGUCCACACAGCUUCAACGGUCAUGUCGUCGCUCGGCUGCAGGGGCGAUCUGGAAGUACCGCCAGCCUAUUUCCAGAUUGCGGUAUAGUCAAAGAAGGGAGCACAGAUAGCGUCGCAGAGUGGUAGAGAAUAUAAUAGAAGUCCCGCCUGAUGGCCCCGAACACCUUGACCUAGACAUCAGCCAGACACCAAGCCAGCCGGCCCCUGCCUGCUGCUGACAAGUCUCCCUCCCACGCGCUAGGCCUCCCCUAUUGGCCAAACACGGGCGCCAUCCCCCUGUCCCGUCAGUGCCCUUCCAGCCGGGAUCCGCCCCAGCGCUGCCUUCCUGCCUUGCACGGAAUCAGGCUCUGGAAGCGUGUCCCCCCAAAACCCAUCCCGCCCAGCCGCCGCACGCAUGCACAGGACGCACGUCCGUUCUUUUUUCGGCGUCUUUCUUCUGGCAUCAUCGUCCACCCAGGACAAAGCCGCAGGCUAGCCCUUCUUCCCGUCAACCUCCCACCAUCCUCACCUUUCCGUCAGCCCCCAGGCCCAAGGCAGGUACACACGCACUUGCGGUCCCUGCCGUCGUCGACACAACCUCCCCCCCCCCUCGAGUCCAAGGAUUUGAUGGGACAACAGAUCUCAUAAUGGCGAUUGGCGGCUUGGUGCAGAGGCUCCGGGCCUUGGCCUUUGCCCUGUGGUCGAGGACUAGCAGGCGCAUUCGUGUCCUUGGCGCCAUGGUCAUGUUUUUCAUCCUCGCAUUAUAUCUCUCGGGCCCCGUGUCCAGGAAACUCGACGUCACGGUCCCCAAGGUCCGGUUCGACUACAAGAAGAACCACUCGCCCUUCAACGAGACCAAGGUCGCGCUCCUGAUCGAGAACCGGCCGAACCCGAUCCUGGCGCCGCUGAUGCUGCACUUCAUCUCGGUGGUGCCGCCCGACUGGCGCUUCCGCUUCAUGGGGUCCAUCGAGUCGGUCGAGUGGCUCAACCGGUCCGUCGCCAUCCAGGAGCAGGUGUCGGCCGGCAAGCUGGACCUGACGUACAUACCCUCCAACAUGACGACGGGCAGCCAGGAGGAGAUCAGCCGGUUCCUGACGACGCUGUGGCUGUACGAGACGGUGCUGCAGCCGGCCGAGCACCUGCUCGUGUUCCAGACGGACAGCAUCCUGUGCGCCAACUCGCGCAAGAACCUCAACGACUUCCUCGAGUACGACUGGAUCGGCGCGCCCUGGAACCCCGAGGGCCGCUUCGGCGGCAACGGCGGCCUCUCGAUCCGCCGCGUCUCGGCCAUGAUCCAGGUGCUGCGCGAGCAGAAGCGCGUCGACGGCACCGAGCCCGAGGACGUCUGGCUGGCCGACCGCCUGGGCCACCGGCCCGGCGCCAAGAUGGCCAACGGCACCGCGUCCCUUACCUUCAGCGGCGAGAUGUGGGGCGGCAAGGGCGCCGAGGUGACGGACGGCAAGUCAAAGGGCUACAACAGCACCUACACGGCCGCGCUCGACGGCGAGUUCGUCGAGGGCAUCGACGACUGGCGCAAGGGCUUCUACGAGCCCAUGGGCUACCACACGGGCGCGAGCGGCGCCACCACCCACGGCCCCAUCUGGGGCACCCCCGAGAUGCGCAAGCACAUCUGGGACUACUGCCCCGAGGUCAAGAUGACGCUCAAGAUGGACGCCGCAAAGUACAUACCCGGCGACUGCGGCCCCUACUGGAAGCGCGGCGACGGCGAGCUCGCCGACGCCGUUGUGAGCGACGUCGACAUGGGCUGGGGCACCGAGAUCAUCGAUGGCCAGGAGUACCCCAUGCUCCCGCCCAACCUCAUGCCCUGGUAGGAGAGGCUUCGAUUUUCAGCCGUCAUGUUUUGCGCGCAAUGGGUGGUGAAAGGUCCUGGUCGAGCUGUCGACUUGUUAAAAUGUGAUACCAUAUCGUUCGUGGAGGGCUUCUUUUUUUUUUUUUUCCCUCUUUCCAGGGGUGGACGGUUCAGUGGAAGGACAUGAUGUGACGGAAAAGAAAGAGACGCGCGCGCACAAGACUUGGUGGAUUUUUCUGUUUCUUUUUCCCAGACCUGUCGCAUGUUGGACUAUACAUGGAGUUCUCUGGCGUUGUUUUCUGUUAUUUCUUGCUCCGUUUACCACCCGAUUUUUGUUGAAUUGACUAUUCUCGUUGUCUGUUGUGUUCGGUGAUUUGCCUGUCCAUGUCUGCACACGAGAGAGAGAGAGUGCCUUUGGCGUGAUUUCGACAAGGGGGGCGGAUGUAGAUGAGGGGUUCGGCUUCGCGGCGGCGUGGCGGUCGUCGAAUCUAAGAGUUGAUUUCUCCGGCACUUGCGCUUCAUGCACUCAAAGGAGGAGAGGGGGGCACCGUGGCUUCUUGUACUCCAGACCGUCUAGACGCCCAACGCCUCUGCAAGCAUGGCUGAACUCUGACUUGCGGAAGUGGGCCGUAAACAUCACCACUCGUGUGCAGGCAGGGAG
This is a messenger RNA of Gaeumannomyces tritici R3-111a-1, 3093 nucleotides long. RefSeq lists its product as hypothetical. The transcript has 2 exons. The record is from RefSeq and is a predicted model, not a curated record. The coding region runs from base 1270 to 2454 and encodes 394 amino acids. NCBI's taxonomy places the organism in Eukaryota, Fungi, Ascomycota, Sordariomycetes, Magnaporthales, Magnaporthaceae.